Molecule: messenger RNA, 363 nt
Organism: Xylaria bambusicola
Lineage: Eukaryota; Fungi; Ascomycota; Sordariomycetes; Xylariales; Xylariaceae
Exons: 1
Coding region: 1-363 (120 amino acids)
Source: RefSeq, a predicted model, not a curated record
AUGGAAGAUGCUGAUUGUACUGCUGGCGCUGCUAGUGCUGCUGGUGCUGCUGGUGUUGAUGGUGUUGAUCGUACUACUGGUCCAAAUCGUAUGAAUGGUACUGCUGGUACUAUUCGCACUACUCGUUUUAGUGGUACUGAUGGCACUGCUGGCACUGCUGGCACUGCUGGCACUGCUGGCACUGCUGGCACUGCUGGCACUGCUGGCACUGCUGGCACUGCUGGCACUGCUGGCACUGCUGGUACUGAUGGCACUGCUGGUACUAAUGGUACUGAUGGCACUGAUGGUUGUGAUGGCACUGCUGGUGCUGAUGGCACUGAUGGCUGUGAUCGUACUGAUGGCACCGAUGGUUGUGAUCCCUAA